UAGGCAACCAAAAAACGUUACAUUUUAAUGUUAAGUCAUGGAAUCCAAGCCCUACAUUUUGUAUACAUGGAAACUUUACUUACUUGUAACCUUAAUUGGGUUCCUAGUCUUUUUUCUAUAUGUUGACAAUGCUCACAAAAACCUGAGUUAUUAUUCAUAAGCUAGAAAUGCUAUGUUAACUCGUUUUAAAUCAAUUCCAUCAAUUAUUUCGAUUAACCCUUCAAACUUCACCCUUAAUGGGAUGGAAAAGAUGAAAACCAAAAGUCGAAAGAAGUGCAAUAUGUUUGAGGGGAGAUGGGUUUAUAAUCCUGAAGAAAUUCCUAGCUAUGAUUCAGUGAAGUGUCCAUUCGUCGAGGAGAAGAUGAGCUGCAAAAAUAACGGGAGGCCGGAUUCGGAGUACCAAAAAUGGAGAUGGGAAGCUCGUGAUUGUAAUAUACCAUUGUUUAAUGGAACAUAUAUGCUUGAAAGAUUAAGGAACAAGAGGAUGAUCUUAGUAGGCGAUUCGCUAAAUCGAAACAUGUGGCAAUCUCUUGCUUGCCUUCUCUACUUCUCCGUUCCUUCUACGACAGCCAAGGUCGAAGAAAAAAGGAAUUACAAGACAAUAUGGAAGGCUAAGGAAUACAACUUCACUCUAGAGUUUUAUUGGAGUCCAUUUCUCGUUGAACUCAACGAUAACCAUGAAAGUGGCAAAAAGGUUCUUGUGCUUGAUGAUAUAUCAACUAAUUCAAAGAAGUGGAUUAGAGUAGAUAUUAUGGUCUUCAACUCAGGGCAUUGGUGGGAUCAACGUGGAAGAUUUAAAGCAUGGGAGUUAUUCGAAUAUAGGGGAAAGUUAAUGAAGGAUAUGCCGAUAGAGCUAGCUUAUGGACAUGGCCUAAAAACAUGGGCAAAAUGGAUUGAGAAAAAUGUUGAUUCAAAGAAAACAACAGUGUUGUUUAGGAGCAUUUCGGCACCACACAAAUUUCCACAAUAUGAUCAAUGGUGCUAUAACAAGACCCAACUAAUAAUGGAUGAAUCAUACGUACCGGUUUUCCCAAAAUCUAUGGUCAAUGUAGUCGAGAAUGUGUUAAGCCAGAUAAGUAAAAUACAGGUGAAGUACUUGAACAUAACUAAGUUGACCGAGUAUAGAAUUGAUGCACACCCAUCCUUGUACAGGUUCAAGGAUCAGAAUAUGCUAACCGAAAAGUAUGACAAUAAUCUCAUGAAUUAUGCAGAUUGUACACGUUGGUGCCUUCCGGGAGUUCCGGAUACUUGGAAUAGGUUAUUGUACGCAUUGAUAUUUUUUGAUCGAUAA
Messenger RNA from Chenopodium quinoa (quinoa), 1291 nucleotides. RefSeq names its product protein trichome birefringence-like 33. The record is from RefSeq and is a predicted model, not a curated record. NCBI's taxonomy places the organism in Eukaryota, Viridiplantae, Streptophyta, Magnoliopsida, Caryophyllales, Amaranthaceae. Gene Ontology annotation, cellular component: Golgi apparatus. The coding region runs from base 173 to 1291 and encodes 372 amino acids. The transcript has 4 exons. Gene Ontology annotation, molecular function: O-acetyltransferase activity.